This is a messenger RNA of Cyprinus carpio (common carp), 4000 nucleotides long. Its product is annotated as signal transducer and activator of transcription 1-like. Lineage: Eukaryota; Metazoa; Chordata; Actinopteri; Cypriniformes; Cyprinidae. The record is from RefSeq and is a predicted model, not a curated record. Gene Ontology annotation, molecular function: DNA-binding transcription factor activity, RNA polymerase II-specific; RNA polymerase II cis-regulatory region sequence-specific DNA binding. Gene Ontology annotation, biological process: response to peptide hormone; defense response; regulation of cell population proliferation.
CUGCUCGCGCAGACGGAGUCGGACAUCUACUGGAAAGACUACUGACAGAAGUUCAAUAACAAAUCGAGCGUACCAGGAAACUGGCCUGUUCUUCCGUAUUAUUCUGCUGCUGUAUAAGACAAAUCAAACAAAUCAGCGGAUUCUUGCUUUAACCGUGUUUGGAUAACGUUUGGGGCCCACAGAGUCGCAGAAAUGAGUCAGUGGUUGGAGCUUCAACAGCUGGAUUCAACGUUUUUGGAACAGGUCGACCAGCUGUAUGAUGACAGCUUUCCAAUGGCCAUCCGGCAGUACCUCAGCAGCUGGAUAGAAAGCCACGACUGGGACCAUGUCGCUAAUGUGGAGAAUGAGUCUCUGGCCACCGUGAGGUUUCAUGAUCUUUUGACCCAGUUGGAUCACCAACACAGCCGCUUUGCGAUGGAGAAAGACUUCCUAAACCAGCACAACAUCCGCAAGAUCAAGAGGAACUUGCAGAGCCUCUUCCUAGACAAUCCUGUUUCCAUGGCGAUGAUCAUCAGUAGGAACCUUAGCGAGGAGAGGAAGAUUCUGGCCGCUGCCCAAGUGUCAGAGAGUCGAAGCAAAAACACCCAAAACGACAUGAUCGUGGAGAAACAUCGAGAAAUGGAUGGAAGGGUGAAAGAGAUAAAGACGAAAGUACAGGACACAGAGCAGAUUAUUAAAAAUCUAGAAGACCAGCAAGACGAAUACGACUUCAAGAGUAAAACUCAUCAAAGCAGAGAGGAGCUGAACGGGACCAUUUCAAGGGAAGACUUGAACCGGGAGAGACUGACUAUCCAUGCCAUGUUUAUGAAACUCAAUGAAACAAGAACGAAUGUGAUUAGUCAGAUGUCAGAGGUGUUGAACAUUAUGGAUCCAGUGAUCUUUGAGCUAAUCUCAACAGAACUGGCUGAAUGGAGACGUCGUCAACAGAUGGCUUGCAUCGGUGGAGUAACCAAUGUCUGCUUGGACCAGCUGCAGAACUGGUUUACUUCUCUGGGAGAAUCUCUGCUUCAGCUCAGGCAGCAGCUCAAGAAACUUCUGGAGCUGGAGCAGAAAUUCACAUACGACAAGGAUCCCAUCACCCUCAGCAAAAGCACUCUGGAGGACAGGAUCAUGUUAAACCUCAAAACUCUCAUCACAAACUCCUUGGUAGUCGAGCGACAGCCAUGCAUGCCGACCCAACCGCAAAGACCUCUGGUGCUCAAGACAGGCGUUCUGUUCACCCUCAAAUUACGGCUGCUCAUAAAACUUCAGGAAUUUAACCACACUGUUCGAGUGAAGGUGCAAUUAGACAAGGAUAUCGUUGAGAAACGGAAAGGGUUUCGCAUGUUCAACAUCCUGGUAACGGCCAUGAAGGUGAUGAACAUGGAGGAAUCCAAUGGGAUGGCAGCAGAAUUCCGUCAUCUGCAACUGAAAGAGAAGAAAGUUACUGGAAACAGAACAAGUGAGGGCCCUCUGAUCGUCACAGAGGAACUUCACUCCAUCACCUUUGAGGCUGAGCUCUGCUGGUCUGGAAUGGUCAUGAACUUUGAGACUACGUCUCUGCCCAUAGUUGUGAUCUCCAACGUCAGUCAGCUCCCCAGUGGAUGGGCCUCCAUCAUGUGGUACAACAUGCUGACUUCUGAGCCAAAGAACCUUUCUUUCUUCGUGAGUCCUCCUUCAGCCACGUGGGGGCAUCUAGCGGAGGUGCUGAGCUGGCAGUUCUCCUCCAUCACCAAAAGAGGGCUUAAUCAAGAACAGUUAACCAUGCUGGGUACUAAACUCCUGGGUCCUAAAGCAGCGAUGGAUCUUGAAGCUCAGAUUCCUUGGAACAGAUUCUGCAAGUCGGGCAGUGAGAAGAACUUCACCUUCUGGCUGUGGAUUGAAGGAAUUCUGGACCUUAUAAAGAGACACCUGCUGAGUCUGUGGGACGAUGGCUGUAUAAUGGGGUUCGUGACCAAGGACCAAACUAAAGCUUUCCUCUAUGACAAACUUCCCGGGACGUUUCUGUUGCGCUUCAGCGAGAGCAACCGCGAUGGAGCCAUUACGUUCAGCUGGGUUGAACACAAUGCAAACGAAGAGCCACAGAUUCGCUCCGUGGAGCCCUACACGAAGAAGGAACUCUCUGCCGUCUCACUUCCCGACAUCAUUCGAAACUACCGCGUGAUGGCCGCCGACAACGUCCCGGAAAACCCUCUGCGCUUCCUAUUUCCCAGUAUACCUAAAGAUGACGCCUUCAAAAAAUACUACUCCAAACCUGCUGAGAAGGAAGAACCAAUGGAUGUGGAUAAGAAGUUACAUGAGGGAUACAUCAGAACCACUCUCAUCUCCAUCUCUGAAAUGCAGCCGCAAGACUUUAACACCACACUCAUGCCAAUGUCACCUGAGGUUUAUGGCGAGCUGGAGCGCAUGAAUAGAUACGAUACCUUAAAUUUAGAGGCCUCAGACUUACAGUAAGUCUCCCUUAAGUGACCUGAAAGGACAGAUGAUGCAGAAAAAGUAGAAAUGUUUCCUUCGUUCUAUGGAUUUUUCUUGUAAUAAUGCAAAUGAAAGAGGAACAUCUAGUCGAGGUACUGCCACUGGUUUUUGUAGUCCUCUCUUUUUCAUUCUAACGUUAUUAGAAAGACACUGCAAUAGCAUAAUGAACCCCCUUAGUAACGCAUAACGCAAAAAAUUAAAACAAACAUGGUCCUUAAAUAGGCUUUCUUUUCUUUAAGCAAGUUUAAGAUCCUAAGUUUAAGUUUCCUUUGUUUGGUUUUGGGGUAAAACACCCCAAAUAUUCAUCCAGAAAGAACCACAAAAUACAGUAGUUCAGUUCUGAUUAAACCUUUUAAGCUGUUAGGUGUUUACUUUCCAAACACCGUUUCUAUAUAUGUGAAGAAGAAAAAAAUAUAUGUAUGACCUGUUUUCUUAAGAUUCUUCUAAACCUGCUGGUGCUCCAUUAGUAUUAUGUCCACUUUGUGUACUUUGUUUGUUUCUGUUUUUUCCACUGGAUUGUACUAUGUUUAUUUACAGAGCAAUAUUUGUUUAUGUCUUAUUUGUUUUGGACAUGAUAGAAAGUAAUUAAAGUGGGAAUCCACCUUGUUUGGAAUGCCUUAAAAAUUUACAUCUUAAAAACUUUCAGCACAGACCAGCAAUAUGAAAAGGCUGCAUACAUUGAUGAAAGAAAAAUAUUGUGUAUGAACAUGUGAAAGCUGUUGUUUAAAAAAACAAACAAACAGAUAAACAUUGCAAAAACAUUGCAAAAAUGUACAUAUUAAUGUCUGUCCGAUAAAUGUACAGUUCGCUACAAGAUAAGAAAAAUAUAUAUCAAAAGCUAUGCAUGUUCAAAGUCUUUAUUUGUGUGGAAUAUAUUGAUUAAUAGUGACAUUAAAUUCGAACAUCUACAGCAUGGCAUAGUUAAAUAAUAAAAGCAAAUGAAAGGAAAUUUCACAACAACAAUGCAAUACAUUCACAGCAGUAAUAAAAAAAUUCAAGGAAAAAAUCGUAACAGCUUUCUCCGCAAAAACAAGAAAUUAUACAAUGCAAAUAAAAUUGGCUAAGGUGCAAGACGAAUGAAAUUGGAUACAAUUUGUAACCUACUUUUGUUUGUGUUGCUUCACUUGUUUUCUAAUAAAUAACAAACUGUCCACAGUUAAGCAUGUACAUCCACACACACACACACACACUACAAAACACACAUUUACAAUACUUUAAGAACAGUGUCCCACUAGAAAAAAUACACAUAGUUGAGAUUGACUUAGCGCUGGAGGUUUUUCAAGUAUAUGCGCACCUCUUUCUUAUCCAUACUGUAUAUUAGAACAAUCAAUGUGCUUUUCCACAUACAACAUGUGCUUAUAGACAUGAAACCAACUGCUUCUGAAGGGACUUCACCAAGCUACACAACUGACGGGAUUUUUAGACUGCAUUUUGUCCAUAGCAAUCAAUGCCAAUUAAUGCCAGUGGAUUUUUGUUUAUUUCCAACUUCCAAUUUUAAUUGUCAUUUCACCAUGUACUGAGAAUAAAACAAAAUUUUACAUUUUUA